GGUAUAAAGAGACAUGGAGAGAGACAGCCCUGUAUCCCAGGGACCCUGAGAAGAACAAGAUGAAAGCCAUUAUCCUGUGCGCUCUGCUAGCCGCCGUCAUGAUUCAGGGGGCUAAAUGCCUAGCAAUUGCAAAAAUAUCUGAUGAUGGAUCCGGAAUGGUUGAGCCAUGGACACCCAAUGGAAACAUUGAAGAACUGACUUCUGGGGAUUCAGAUAAAAGCAACACUGUCAUUGACAAAGAAUCCCUCCUUCGGGACGCAUUGCUCUUAGGUUUACUUCAGGGACAAGCGCCCAGGGCACCCAGUGAUAGCCCUGUAGAACUGACUUCUGGGGAUUCAGAUGGAAGCAACACUGUAAAUGACAAAGAAGCCAUUUUGCGGACUGCGUUGCUCUUAUCAUUACUUCAAGCCCAUGCGCCAGCGGCACCCAGUGAUAGCCCUGUAGAACUGACUUCUGGGGAUUCAGAUGGAAGCAACACUGUAGCUGACAAAGAAGCCAUUUUGCGGACUGCGUUGCUCUUAUCAUUACUUCAAGCCCAUGGUGAAGACUUGAAGAAACUCAAUGAUGGACAGAACUAAAAUGUAUCUACAGAACAUUGGAUGGAUCCUGGGCAAAAAUAACUUUUUUUGCUAGAAAGCACGUCCUUAACUUAUUUGACCAUUGGAUUCUAUCUGAAAUGUACAAUGUAAUAAAUGUUAAUUAUCCCAUUGA
Molecule: messenger RNA, 711 nt
Organism: Xenopus tropicalis (tropical clawed frog)
Lineage: Eukaryota; Metazoa; Chordata; Amphibia; Anura; Pipidae
Exons: 12
Coding region: 60-578 (172 amino acids)
Source: RefSeq, a predicted model, not a curated record